Oncorhynchus gorbuscha (pink salmon) is the source of this 7533-nucleotide messenger RNA. Its product is annotated as RIMS-binding protein 2-like. Lineage: Eukaryota; Metazoa; Chordata; Actinopteri; Salmoniformes; Salmonidae. Gene Ontology annotation, molecular function: protein binding. Gene Ontology annotation, biological process: neuromuscular synaptic transmission. The record is from RefSeq and is a predicted model, not a curated record. The coding region runs from base 360 to 4517 and encodes 1385 amino acids. The transcript is spliced from 26 exons.
AGGAAGUUGUGCCCCUCCACUUCCCAGACGUAGCGGCCCAGUGUCAGCGGGGGGAGAGACUACGUCUUCUAGAGGACAACAAUAGAGCCCUGAAACUGAAGCCUGGGGCUUUCAACCAACACAAGCUACAACAUAUACUGCUGGAGAAUGAGCUUCAAGAUGUUCUCCAGGAGAAGAAGCACUUGAGUCUCCACUUGUUCAACAAUAGCCAGACCACAGUCCAAUAUGAACAGGUGAAGUCAGAGUAUGCGCAGCUCAAAGAGACCCUUGGUGCUGUGACUCAGGAGAGAGAUUCAGCCCUGCGGGAGAAGACCCAGCUCCAAGGCAAACUGGAGAACCUAGAGCAGGUGCUAAAGCAUAUGCGCGAGGCUGCAGAGCGGAGGCAGCAGCUAGAGUUGGAGCAUGAGCAAGCCUUGGCUGUACUCAAUGCAAAGCAGCAGGAAAUUGACCUUCUGCAGAAGGCUCAGGUUGAGGCUAAGAAGGAGCAUGAGGGCGCCGUUCAUCUGUUAGAGAACCACUUGGACAGCAUGCAGGCAAAAGUCCGAGAGCUGGAGGAGAAAUGUCGGACACAGAGUGAGCAGUUCAACCUGCUGUCCAAAGAGCUGGAGAAGUUCCGGCUACAGACUGGAAAGUUUGAUAUCCUUGGCAGUGGCACCGAUCCCUUAACAGCGGGUGAAACCCCCGGAUCUCCCAACAAAUCCCUCUCCCAGCUCCUCAACGGGCUGGCUGCCCCCACAGUGAAAGGCAAUGAGAGUCCGCUGAGCAGAUCUGUGAUCUCUGAGUUCAUCCGACCGCUCCAGAUCAGUGGGGACAAGCCGGAGCUCCUGUCUGUAAAGCCAACAUUCCUCACCCGCAGCAGCAGCCAAGCUGAGAGCUCCCAGCGGGCCCUCCUCACUGAGAUGGACAAAGAACUAAGCUCAACGACUAGGACCAAGAAGAGGUUCACAGGCAAGGUCCGUCUGUGCGUCGCCCGGUACAGUUAUAACCCCUGUGAUGGGCCCAAUGAGCAUCCUGAGGCAGAGCUCCCCCUGGUGGCAGGGAAGUACCUCUACGUGUACGGCACCAUGGAUGAUGACGGCUUCUAUGAAGGAGAGCUGCUGGAUGGACAGCAGGGCCUCGUCCCUUCCAAUUUUGUGGACUUUGUUAAGGAUGAGGAGAUGCCUUCUGCUCAGCACAGGGAUGGGGCCAAAGAGUCAGGCUACCUCAGUAGUAACCACAGCAGCCUGGGCUCCACAGGGCUGGGCAGCAUGUGCCUGAGCAGCAUCAGCAGCCUGCUGUCUGACAGUAAGCUGGACCUGGAGACCAGCCUGGAGAGAAACCUAGAGAGAAACCUGGGGAGCAACCUCAGUUCCACUUUGGGUUCCAGUCACUGUUCCACUCUUGGCAGCCACAUGGGUUCUACUCACGGUUCCACUCUGGGCAGCCACAUGGGUUCCACUCUGGGCAGCCACAUGGGCUCCACUCUGGGCAGCCACAUGGGUUCCACUCUGGGCAGCCACAUGAGUUCCACCCACGGUUCCACUCUGGGUUCCACUCACUGUUCCACUCUGGGUUCCACUCACGGUUCCACUCUAGGCAACCAAAUGGGUUCCACUCUGGGUUCCACUCACUGUUCCACUCUGGGUUCCACUCACGGUUCCACUCUAGGAAACCACAUGGGUUCCACUCUGGGUUCCAGUCACGGUUCCAGUCACGGUUCCACUGGCCUGGGUUCCAGUCUGAGCAGCACUCUGACUAGCCUGGGCAGCAGCAGCCUGGGCAUGGACUUUCUGGGCUCCAUGGGUUCCUGCAGUAACGGGACAGGGACCCUGGAUGUCAGCAUUGACGAGAUUGGUGAAAACAUCGUGCCUUACCCUCGCCGCAUCAAUCUGAUCAAACAGCUGGCCAAGAGUGUGAUCGUGUGCUGGGACCCACCGGUGGUGCCACCCGGCUGGGGCUCCAUCAGUGGCUACAACGUCCUGGUGGACAAGGAGGUGAGGAUGAGCGUGCCUUUUGGAGGCAGGACAAAGUCGCUUGUUGAAAAGCUGAACCUGGCCACCAACACGUACCGCAUCUCGGUGCAGAGCAUCACGGAGCAAGGCCUGUCUGACGAGCUACGCUGCACUCUGCUGGUGGGGAGGGACGUGGUGGUGGCUCCUUACUACCUGAGGGUGGACAGCAUCACACAGACCUCUGCUGAGCUUUCCUGGCAGCCUAGCAACAGCAACUACAGCCACACCAUCUUCCUGAACGACGCUGAGUAUGACAUGGUGAAGGCAGGGGCCUACAAGUACCAGUUCUUCCAACUGAAGCCCAUGACCGUUUACAAGGUGAAGGCUGUGGCGCGGACACACCAGAUGCCUUGGCAGCUGCCCUUGGAGCACAGGGACAAGAGGGAGAUCUCUGUGGAGUUCUGCACCCAACCUGCAGGUCCUCCCUUCCCUCCUCAGGAGGUGCAGGUCCAGUUGGGCCAGAACCCUGGGGUGCUGCAGGUACGAUGGAAGCCCCCCCUCCUCACCCCCACUGGAACCUCCAACGGAGCCAACGUGAUUGGCUAUGCCGUGUGCACAAAGGGACAAAAGAUAGCGGAGGUGAUGUACCCUACGGCAGACUAUGUGACAGUGGAGCUGAACAGGAUCCAGUGUCUGGAGGCCAGGGAGGUCAUUGUCAGGACGUUAUCAGCAGAAGGAGAGUCUCAGGACUCCCCCGUGGCCACCAUACCGCACAGUAUCUUGGGGCCUCCCCAUCACUCACCCCACCAUCGCCCCCCUGCACACCCCCAUCCUUUGCCCCAGCACCAUCCGCCACACACACAAACACACCCGCCCUACCCCAAGACCUACCCCUUGUCACACCCCCAACCUCAGGUCCACCCUCAAUCCCAGCCCUACACCUUGCCCCAUGGUCAGCCGCUGCGCCACCCUCCCCCUCACCCCCACCCGCAACACCAGCCUUACCCCAUGUCUAAGCCCAAACUAGUAAGUGCCAGAGAGUCAGAAACCAAAGAGCAUGAGGUAGGCCUGCGGCCUGGCCCGCCCUGGGAACGCUCCCUCUCGCCCCUCCCUCCUCCCAUGUGUGGACACACUCUGGAGCCGCCCCACUUCCAGGGGCGCCGUUCGCCCUCUCCUCAGAGGAUCCUGCCCCAGCCUCAGGGAGCCCCCAUCCCCAACACCAUCGCCAAGGCCAUGGCCAGGGAAGCUGCACAGAGAGUGUUCGCUGAGAGUAACCGGAUUGAGAAGAGGAACAUCUUCAGUGAGCGGAGCAUAAACUCUGAUGAGGAGGAGGAUGGUUAUGACUCUCCCCACACCAGGAGGAGAGGGGCCUCUGUGGACGAGUUCCUCAGAGGCUCUGAACUAGGGAGACAUGUACGGCACCACUACAGCCACAGUGAAGAGUACCAGACAGAGAGCAGCCGCGGCUCCGACCUGUCUGACAUCAUGGAAGAGGACGAGGAUGACCUGUACUCUGAGAUGCAGCUGGAGGAGGGCCGUCGACGCAGCAUCAACUCUCACAACACUCUCAAGAUUAUAGGGAACUCCCCCUCCCAUGGAUGCUCCCAUGGCGACCGGCUGGACCAUUCAGGGAGGAGGCCGGUCCACGGCGGCAACCCCCCACAGCGACGGCCCAUGAUGGUUCCUUCCAUUGAGAUCACCAUGAUGGAGAGUAACAGUGAGGGGAGUGAGGGGAACCUCUCACCUGGCAAGGAGAAUGUUUACUAUCACGGCAGUGUAGCUCGGCACAGGAUAUGGCAUCAUAAUGAUGGGUACGGCGGGCAGGGCCGCGGGCGCCGGUCGCCAGAAUACUACGAAGAGUCAGAACCAGAGGACCUGGCACGUAUAUUUGUGGCCCUGUUUGACUACGACCCUCUGUCCAUGUCCCCCAACCCUGAUGCUGCUGACGAGGAGCUGCCCUUCAAAGAGGGGCAGAUCAUCAAGGUGUUUGGGGAUAAGGACACGGAUGGUUUUUACAGGGCAGAGAUCCGUGACCGUCCAGGUCUGAUCCCCUGUAACAUGGUGUCAGAGAUCCAGACUGAGGAUGAUGAGAUGAUGGACCAGCUACUCAAACAGGGCUUCCUCCCACUCAACACUCCUGUAGAGAAAUUAGUGAACUGCGACCGCUUCAAAGAUGGCCGCUCAAUAAACCGCAGGUCCCGAAAAUCCAAGCGAGAGAGGAACAGGCGGAGUGGGCGUCAGCACCCCUCGUCCACACGUAGAAUGGUGGCCCUGUAUGACUACGACCCCAGGGAGAGCUCCCCCAACGUGGAUGUGGAGUACGGGAGAGACGGGCUGAAUGAGGCUGAGCUGACAUUCUGCGCUGGUGACGUCAUAACAGUUUUUGGUGAAAUUGAUGAAGAUGGGUUUCAUUAUGGCGAGCUCAAUGGACACAAAGGUCUUGUUCCCUCCAACUUUCUAGAAGAAGUGCCUGAUGAUGUUGAGGUUUUUCUCACUGACACUCAGCCUGGAGAUUCUCGAUACCCGCAGGACGCUGCAGCGCGGAUAAAGACCAAAAGGAAGAAGAGUGUUCAUUUCACACCUUAGAGGCUCUGUUUCCAUCACGUUCCGUUGGAAAAAUCGAGUCCGCCACAGAAGAGCUGCCUACCCCAAAGUGCACCAACACAUCCCCGGCACUGGCCCUGCUACCGUGGGGCCUGGCAGUCCCAUCAGGGGCCCCCGCGACUUGUCCUCCAAAAAGAAAAAGGGACUGCUCUCCAAAGGGAAGAAACUAUUGAAAAGACUUGGCGCUGUAAAAUAACCCCUUCAUAUACUUGAAGUAUAUUACCAACCACAUCAUAGAGGGUUCUAUUCAAUCUGUAGUGCUGAAGCGGUACAGAUUCCGUGAUAGAAAUGUAAAGGUAAUUUCCGAUUGUGAAGUGUUUACCAUGAAUGCAGUCUCCACUAAAGCGGGUACAUUGCCUUUAAAUUUCAAUCACGCUGAAAAGCUGAAUUUCCUCGAUGCGGAUUGAAUAGAGCCCUAAAUCUCAAACACUUCCAUUACUGUAAGUUCAGUCCUGUGAGAAGAAGAAAUCCAGUGGCUAAAGAGUUUGAUGGCAUUUAAUAACCAGUCAGAUGCUGUACUCUUACACAUCUGUUGUUGUCUACUAGAAACCAUUUAUUUUUUAAUUGCAGUGUGUAUUUUGAAUAAGGUCCAGGGACCUCAUAGUUUCACAUUUAAUGUCAUAAGCCAACCUCUCUGGUCAUGUAUAUUUUGCUAUCUGAAGCACAGGACUGCAAUGCGAUGGGAUAAAAUCUUGAAUUGGCCAAUAGUACGUAGGUGUGUGUUUGACUGAAGACUACAAUGUCCCCCAGAAUAUGAGGUGUUUAAACCAGUCUCUUUAGGGCUGAGAUCAAACGAUAGAGCUCAGAAUGGCCAGUCAACAUCAUACUUGAUGAGACUACUACUGGUGGCCCUUCCUAUCCAUACACUUCAUGUUGUAGUACCCAAAUGAGGCAAGGAAAAGAGCAGUUUUAUGGCCAGGCAGCUGAGGUCCUUGUAUGGGAACUGUAUGGGAGGUUUGCAUGUUUUACCUGAAAGCACAUCCAGAAUGAUCAUUCCCACCCAACAUUUGAAGCACAUGCUAACUGAUGGCCUUUUCUAUCAGAACAUGUUAGCAAGGCACAUGUGCAUGCUAUGUCGGUGCAUUUGAUGACAGAAUCUACACUGAGAAAAAUGUACUAAAUUAAUUUUAGUAGUAAAAAGCAUGUCCUCGUUUUCUUUACCUCCAUACAGAAUAUUCCAUACAAACCUAAUUGUCAGAUUGGUUCUCAGUUCAACUCAAGCCCAGGUACACAUUUGACUAGCCACGAUCUAGCACCUGAAGUCAAGAUCUGUGCACUGGUAAAAUAUGCUACAUCUCCAGAAAGACCGAAGUCAGAUAAGCAAGUAUCAAUUCCUAACAGCAAGUAUUAGUUAUUCAAACACACCAAAAGACCUCUGGACAAGCACAUUAGAUAGGAAAGGGUUUCAAGAUUCAGUUUCUUUAUUUUUUAAGUAGUUGGAUGGUCAUGAAAUGCCUAGUUGAAACCAACCUCCAUGUAUUUGCCUUAUAAAUGCACAAUUGUUUGUGUCCAGUCAGUGGAGAUUUUUUAUGUCUUGUAUGCAUUCAUGUCAUUGCAAUACAUACUUCUAAACAUGAAAUAUUUUUGCAAAAGAUGUUUAUCAAAGCUCGUGAUGUGCAUUUUAUUACUUGUAAGAGUGUCAUGUUUUCUGGAGGACCUGAGCAUUAUUAGCUUGUUUGAAACUUCAGAAGGCCCAACUUUACACUCUUCAUGUUCUGUCCACAUUAAAAUGACAAAAAGAGAAAAAAAAGAAAGAAGUGUGGUGAAAAUGUAAAGGUGUAAUUUAAUGUUUUUUUUUUGUCAGUACAUUGUCACUAUUUUGGCACAACAAAUUCAAGGCACUUUUAUUUUGUUCUUCGUGUUAUAUACAGUACUUGCAAUGUGUUCAUUCUGCAUUCACAAUCCCAUUUUGACAUAGGUUUGUGUACAAGACAAUGGACAAGAAGGAAAUGCAAUUGAAGGCCGGUUCAAUCAAAACUGUUUCCAGGAUAAGUUUAAAUCAGCAUUCUUCCUGUGCAACAACAAAGCAUGGUGUGAAUUAAUGUGCAGUUGGUUACCAUUUUGUUUAAAACAAAAUUGUAGAGUACACUCCAAACGUGCAUUAUGCAGUAGGAGAAUGUUGUUUUUGACUUAUCCCAGACACAAGGUUUGAUAGAAUAACCUUCAUUGGAUGUAAGUCAUAUUAAGUUAUUUUUGUGACAUAGAAAUUGUGAUUUCAACAAGACAAGUCUACCUCCAUAAUGACCCCUAGAAUUCCAACUAAUUUGACUCCAUGUUCACAGAAGCCAACUCCAUUUCAUUUAUGAAACUGAGCUCUUUCUGUUUGCCCAGAAGUAUUGUAUUUGUGUCAGCCCCCAAAUAGCACAUAGAGUAGUGAAUGUAUGAUUAACUGAAAGCCAAUGUAUUAUAUUUAUCAAAACUAUCCAUGAUGAGUAUGCAGAUGUCCAGACAUUUCUGGUCCAGUUUGUAUGUGAAAUGAAACCUUUUUCCAUCUGUUAAGAACCUCUUACACUAUUUUGUUAAUCAUUUCAUCUUUCCAUUCAAUUUACAUCACUGUUUUGUUUUUGAACUACUACUUACAUGAGACUUGAACUGAGACUGCCAAAAAAGAAUGUAUCAAAAGCAUUCUGUAUAACGUUCUGUACAAUUCUCAGCCAAAUAGGCAUUUCAAUCUACAGUUAAUAGAUGUGCAUCUUUUCCAUAAUAAGUUGUCCGUCAUUGCUUCUAUACAUAUUGUUUGAGUGACUUGCUCUUUUUGUACUUUGUCCAUUUGUAAAUUGUUUUUAAAUGUUUAUACUUGAUUUUCAGACUGCCUUUUUUGUACAUAAAAAUUUAUAAUCAAACUGUGCAAAGCUUUCCCCAUGGUGUCUUCAAAACCAUGUUUUAAAAGUCUGCAAUUGUGUGCUAGCUUUAUGAAAAGAAAUAGCCUAUAUUGGGGGUUACAAAAUAUUGUGUGGGUGUGCAUGUGCAAUUUUUUUUAUAAAACAAAUUUGAUAUU